This is a messenger RNA of Paraglomus occultum, 429 nucleotides long. NCBI's taxonomy places the organism in Eukaryota, Fungi, Glomeromycota, Glomeromycetes, Paraglomerales, Paraglomeraceae. The record is from the annotation of a GenBank genome assembly.
AUGUACGGCAGUGGUGCCUCCGGGCGAAGGUACCCAAGCACUACGUCUACUGCAAGCCCUUCGACUCAAUGUCAAAAAUGUCUAGAGUACGGACAUUGGACUUUCGAGUGUAAGAAUCCCCGAGCCUACAGACCACGACCUACUAGAACUCAACAGCUAACAAAACCGCUAAAGCCAAUAAAUGCCGAGCUUCCGGAAGAAUUUAAAACAAAAAAGGGAGUAGCCGAUAAGUUGCUGGAAGAGAAGGAAAAAAAGAGGAAGCGAGCCCGUUCCGAUUCAAGUGGAUCAACAGCAACAUCGAGUGAUGAGUAUUCUUCAAGCGGGUCCGCUGAUAGUAGUUCUGCGUCAGACAGUUCCUCGGUGACAGAUGAUAGUACAAGCUCUUCGGAGAGGGACAACGAUCGAAGGCGAAAACGCAGAAGACGGUGA